This is a messenger RNA of Arachis stenosperma, 997 nucleotides long. Its product is annotated as protein LIGHT-DEPENDENT SHORT HYPOCOTYLS 1-like. Gene Ontology annotation, cellular component: nucleus. The coding region runs from base 243 to 797 and encodes 184 amino acids. The transcript has 2 exons. The record is from RefSeq and is a predicted model, not a curated record. Gene Ontology annotation, biological process: response to light stimulus; mRNA transcription. Lineage: Eukaryota; Viridiplantae; Streptophyta; Magnoliopsida; Fabales; Fabaceae.
UGGAUGUGAGAGUGAGAGUGAUAAUCAAAGGUCAGCAUCAUGUAUCCCUGUUUACCGCCAAACUUUGUCCUCUCUGACUGACUCACAGUCUCUCUCUAUAUCAUUUAAUUAGCCAUCGGUCCUUCUUGGCUUCCCUCAAAAAACAAAGCUUCUUCUUUGUGACCACUGGCUACUCGCUAGGAUGAUGAAAUUCAAAACAUUACCCUAGAAACCAAAACCCUAACCCUCAGAUCUUGAAACCAAUGGAUUUGGUAACCGAUUCAACAAACCGGAGCUUCGAAAUCCAGAGCCUGGUGAAUCCAACAGCAGCAACAAACACCAAUCCUCCACCCUCGUCAUCUUCAUCGCCGAGCCGUUACGAGAACCAAAAACGCCGAGACUGGAACACCUUCUGCCAGUACCUGAGAAACCACCGUCCGCCGCUGUCUCUGCCGCUCUGUAGCGGCGCACACGUCCUGGAGUUCCUCCAUUACCUGGAUCAGUUCGGGAAGACCAAGGUCCACAACCCUACCUGCCCCUUCUUCGGCCUCCCUAACCCUCCGGCGCCCUGCCCCUGCCCGCUCCGCCAGGCCUGGGGAAGCCUCGACGCCCUCAUCGGCCGCCUCCGCGCCGCCUACGAGGAGAACGGCGGCAGAGCAGAGACGAAUCCGUUCGGCGCUCGUGCCGUUAGGAUUUACCUGAGAGAUGUUCGUGAUUUUCAGUCAAAAGCAAGAGGAGUGAGCUACGAGAAGAAGCGCAAGAGGCCAAAGCCUAAAACCUCUUCUUCUUCUUCUGAUGCUUCUGCUACUCAUGCUUAAUUUGGAACCUGCUUCAAUCAUUUCUUUCAUCAUGAACAACGUAACUGCAACUGGUAUAUAUGUGUUCUUUUCUUUAUGUCUCUCUUUCUUUUCGUUUAUUUUAUGGACUUGAUCAGAUACACUUUGUUACUACUAUUUAUGGUUAUAUUAUUUUCUUGUCUUGGACAAUAUUAUUUACUAUUUAUAAUUAUAAUCAUGAA